GCAUUUCUUCUACAGUUCAAUGGAAAACUACUACUAUAUUCAUGCAUGAACAUCAGCUGUGGAAUGACAGGUGGAAUAAAAAAUGGCUGAAAAUGGGUUGGGAUCGGAUGCUGAGUCCCAAGAAUACCUGGCAACAGAGAUUAUUAAUUUAGAUAUUGAAGAGCUGGACAACACAGAAUAUGCUAUACCUGCUGUGGAAGAAUUACCCUCUUUAGAAAGUAUAUUAACAGAGCCUGAUUGUGCUUCCUUGUCUGGAACAGACGAUGAUUUUGGUUUAACAGCAGGAGAAAAAUUAGGGAGCAGUGAAACAACAAGUGUUGGAAGUCAUUUAUCACUAAAUUCUUUAAAUAAACCGAAUAAAACUUCACAAUCAACAUGUUCUGGUGCUAUCUUAAGGCAUGUUAUACUGAAAGGGAUAUCUGCACAAAUUGUAUCAGCUAGUGAAAAAGUUAAUGCUGGUUUGGCUAGUGCAGUUGCUGCUGGAGGAAAUAUGCUAGUAGUUGGUACCAGUCAUGGUCUGGUAUUAGGUUUUGAUUCUUCACAAACGUUGAGAUGGUGCGAUCAAGAAGCACGGCAUCAGGGUUCAGUAUCUGCUUUGUGCUUUAAUUAUGAUGGAAGCAGAGUGUUAGCAGGUUUCGCUAGGGGUCAUAUAUUAAUGAUGGAUAGCUUCAAUGGAAAAGUAUUAAGAAUACUCACUGAUGUUCACCCUCUUGAUACAGCUGUACUACAUGUUAAAUUCACAGAUUCACCAAAAGUUGCUUUAUGUAGUGACAGUGGAGGAUCAGUUUUUGAAUUAAAUUUUACAAGAGUUAUGGGAGUACGAGGUUGUGACAGUAGAUGUCUAUUUAGUGGAUCUAGAGGCGAAGUAUGUACAUUGGAACCUUUGCUACUGAAUCAUCUACCAUCGCACCCCCUUAAAAAUUAUACAUUAGUCGCAAUGGCAACAUUAUCAAAGGUACUAGUAGUUUGCAUAAGGCCUCGAGUACGUGUUGUGUUAACUCAUUCUUUGUCUGGUGCUCCUGUUGCACCACCACAAUUGUCCUGGCAACUUGUUGUUAUACAAGCAGCAGAUACUUCUCGUGUAAUUGACCCAGUCCUUGCACUUGCAAGAGAUGAUGUGGUUCACUUUUAUCAAGUAUGCACCGAAGCUUCUUCAAGAGUGAAAUUGUCUCCUUUACGAAGAAUGACUCUUCCUUAUACAAUAAGUAACUUACGGUGGUUAAAUCCAAGGUCCUUAGCAGUACUGGAUAACCAAGAAAGAUUACAUCUAUUAGAUGUAAGAGCGCAGGAUAAUUUGGAAACUUUAGAUAUGAGUCGUGUUGGUAUUUCAUAUGCUUCUAGCCAUUUUAAAGGUCUGUCAACUGGUGGAAAUGUCUCAAAGGCAAUGGCAUUAGCUGGUGAACGAGCAUGCUAUAAUACUGUAGUCACAUUUGGUACCCAACUUCUAUUCUUGGGUACGAAAAGUUUGCAUGUAGUAUGUAUACGAACGUGGACAGAACGACUGAGGCAUUUAACGAUGCAGAAAAGAUUUCCAGAAGCAUUAGCAUUGGGUCUCUCUUUCUAUCAAGAUAAAGGAAAAGCAGUCGUUGGUCUCCGUGGUUCAAAGCAACGCCGUAAACAAAUAGCACGUGAUAAAGUGUGUCAGGUUUUAAUUCAAUACAUGGAAGAAUUGAAUCGUUGCACUGCAGAUGAAAAUACAGAAUCCGAAAUAGUCACAACAUGUGUAGAAUAUUGUAUACAGUUAGAGAAUACGGAAUUAUUAUUUGGGAAGCUAUGGGAUUUAGUUUCCGAAUCGGAGGGACUUAAAACAUGCUAUCUGCACGCUCUUGAAAGUCCUUUGUUAGAUGGAAGUUUGCGACCCCGACUACCACCGUUAAUUGCUCAACAAUUAGUUAUUGUUUAUGAUCAAGAGGGAAAAGUAGACUCCUUGCAAGCAAUUAUAGUGCUAUUAGACGUUGAUUGCUUAGACAUUCAUCAAGUGACCACAGUUUGUCGACAACGAGGACUUUGGGAAGCUUUAAUACAUCUUCAAACAACAGCACUGGGUGAUUUUACUGCUCCGAUUCAUCAACUCGUACCUAUUUUACAAAGUUCAUUAACGAAUUCGAUAAAUCCAUUAACGCGAGAUAUUAUACAGCUUGGUAAUGCAAUUCUGGUUUAUGCCAGUUGCUGUCUCGCUGGUCGUGGGUUUCCAAGGGACGAGCUUCCUGAAGGUAAAUCCCAAAGAGCAAAAACAGAUGUAUUGAGGGCUUUACUUUCACAGCAUUCUAGUUUAGCUAACGACUCAGAAAAGCAGUAUCCAUAUCUGAGAACAUUGCUUCAAUUCGAUGCGAAAGGAUUUCUUGAUGUGAUAGCAAUUGCAUUUCAAGAGCCAGAAUUUACAUCUGAAAUGGGUCUCAGACAAAGGCAGAGGCUUAUAGAUGUACUGCUAAAUAUUGUCAUGCCUAGUACACCACUUAGUCCAAGGAACCCUGACUGUAUCACUGACGAUCAAAGAAGUCUAGUUCUUAUAUUCGUAGCUAACGAAGUCGCAGAAAAUACAGUUAGUUUGGAAUCUAAUAUGUUAAAUAAGAUGAUAGAAAUAUUAUGUACUGAUUCAAAUAUGGGAUCAUCAAAAGAGCUUAAGACUGACAAAGAAAACGCAAUAUUGGGAUUGUUACGUUCAAAGAAAUUGCGUAAUAUAUCAGAUAAUACUUUACUCAAUCUGGCUGAACGAGCUAAGUUUAUGCAAGUUGCGGAGUUGCUGUACAGUGCCAGAGAAGACUGGAUUGCAGUUUGCAAAUGUAUGGUACUGCAUCCAUUCAGACACCAUGAUAUCUGGCCCUGGUUAGAACGUCUUUCGCAGAGUUCAUUACAAGAAGUUGUUAUGGUUAACAUUGAAGCUCUAGUAGGAAUCAAUGCAAAUCAAUUUGCGAUGCUUAUAGCAACACAUAUGCAACAUAGUAUUGAAAAAAUCAUACGAAAGCUAACAAAUAACCCAAGUUUGCAGUAUAUCCUAUUGGAAGCUUUGUAUCAAAUAGUCCAAUAUAAAGAAGAAGACAUUACAUUAGAGCUCUCAAUCGAAUUGUUAGAAAAGUAUUUGGAAUUAAUGUGCGACAUGCAACCAGAAUGUGUAGUUCAUCAUAUUCAAGGUGCCCAUGGUUGUAGACUGAACAAAGCACUUAGUAUAGUUCAAAAAGCAAAGCAUAAAGAUGCAGAAGCUGUAAUGUUGGAAAAGUUGGGCAAUUAUCAGGAUGCAUUUGAAAUUCUUCUGAAAGAGUUUCAAAAUAAUCUCGAACUGUACUGUCGAAACGAGAUUUCAGAAAAUGAAACAAUUCAUACCACUGUACAAUUGGCUGGGUUGUGCAGAAGGUCUGCUGGAAAUUUAGAUUGGAUGCCGCUUGUUGAAAACAUACUUAAAACUCAUUCAAAUAGUAACAAUGAAAGAGUUGAAAAAUUAAGUGGUAAACUGUUAAGGAUCGUGUUAGAAUUUCUGAGUGGUACAACGGCACUGUCCGUUGUGCUAGAACAAAUUCUAAAACAUCCACUGGCAACAAGUGGUACAAUAGGCGAUAUAAGACAAUUGCUAUCUGGAGUACUUACACAUUCUCGAUAUGAGCAAACUUUAGUAGAAACUACUGCACAUAUGGUCAGUUUAGAGCUUCACAAGGCACUCAAAAAAUCGUUAAGGGAUGCAGGAAAAGCAUGUGCUAGUAUAUCACUGAUUUGCCCAAUAUGUCGUCAUUUGUUGUCACAAUGCACGGAUUAUGCAAUAGUUUUCAGUUGUGGUCAUGGUUUUCAUUCAGAAUGUUUGGGCGAACCGAGAUCUUGCUAUAAGUGUUUACACUCGAAGGGAUGGGCUCCCAUUGUUACUAAUAUCACACGUCCUACCAGAUCAUUCCAUGAACAUAAACAAAUUCUACCACCUGAAUUUAUGCGUAAAGAUCUUACUCUAAGACUUGCACCACCCACUUUACCAGAUCUUGAAGGUAUUUUCUAAUCUAGUCUUCAAAUAUCAAAAUUUGAUAUCACACUUACCAGUGGACUGUAGCAUUUUAACGAUAAAACAAUGACUCUGGACUUUUAUGUAUAUGUAUAUUAUACCAGAUCUCCCAUUUUCAUUCCAUGAACACCACUUGGUUUUGUUUCCAUACAUCAUAUAAUAAAUUUGAUCCUCACAAUUUUUAAUAAGGUCCCCUUCUAUACAAUUACUCGAGUACAGUGUGUUAUUAUAUAUCCCCCUUAAUUAACUAAAUUCCAAUAUUUAAGUCAUUUGUCUGCUUGACUAGAUAAAAAUAUAUUGUACCUUUGUAUAUUGUAAAGUAAUAUAUUAUGUAUAGAUUCGAUAAGAAUUUAUCGCUGUAAAUUCUAUUCCUUUUGCAGCACGUUGCCAAAUAUCAGUCAUUAAGUAAAUAAAGACAUUAAUUAAGAUGAUUGAAACAUUUUCAUUUUCUGUCAAUAUUUUAUAUUGCUUCACAUGUAGAUGCAAACUGCUUUCAAAAAUAUGCAAUAAAUAUUUAUUGGAAUUGAGAUGUAUACAUGUGCGCAUACACAUUGAUUCUAUGUUGGAUAAUAAGGACAGAUAAUUUUACGUUUAAUAUUCUUGAUAAUCAAAACUGGUUUUUUGGGUACAUUCUCUGCCAGAAUUUGAUUAGGAUCUAAUGGCUCAUAUCCUAGCAAUUCACCUGUUAGUAACUUCACAACAAAUGAAAACGUACUCAAAUCAGAUAAAAAUGACUUUUGCAUAGGCAAUAACUCAACAUUGGAAACAUAAUUGUCCACCACUGAUUCUAGUUUUGUAAUAUGCGGAAUAAUGUUUGAUAUUGAUAAAUAUUGCUGUAACUGUAAUUCAAAAGAAGAAACAUUGAACUAUUA
Megalopta genalis is the source of this 4854-nucleotide messenger RNA. It is a transcript of the gene Vps8, whose product is annotated as vacuolar protein sorting 8. Gene Ontology annotation, biological process: protein targeting to vacuole; endosomal vesicle fusion. NCBI's taxonomy places the organism in Eukaryota, Metazoa, Arthropoda, Insecta, Hymenoptera, Halictidae. Gene Ontology annotation, molecular function: protein binding. Gene Ontology annotation, cellular component: late endosome; HOPS complex. The record is from RefSeq and is a predicted model, not a curated record.